UUAUUUCAUUUGAAGAGGGUGAGAAAUACACAGAGAUACACUCCCUCUUUGAGUUUCUUAUUUGGUCGGUUAGUUAGUUAGUUAGUUAGUUAGUUACCUGCUCAGGUAGUCGGCUGGUUGGUUGGUUAAUGAGUUAGUUAGAUGCCUGAGCAGUGUUGCUGACAUGGAGAAGCAGCAGAACAACAACACCUGGCUCAAAUGAGAUCACAGUGACCUUUUGACCUUUGACCUAAGACCACUGAGUUCUAAUCGGUUCUUUUUUGAGUCCAACUCGGUGAUGUGACCAACACCUGAGACCAAUACACACAAACACGUGUGAGUAUGUCGGCAGUUCGCUCAGCCUCCCCUCCCCCCGGGGACCCGACCACCCCCCCGCCAAUGACCACCCCCCCACGCAAAGCCUCGGUCCGCCUGCAAGAGAGGCGGGGCUCCAAUCUGUCGCUGCUACUAAAUGUAAGCACGCUGGGGGAGGAGCCUGUGUGCUCUGUCUCCACCCCAAAGGAGGUGUGGCUUCAGCUGCUUCACACCUCCUCCCGACCACUCACACACGCCCUCCUGCAGCAAGCGGCCGCCGACACAAACGCACUGAAUGUCGAGUACCAGAAGAUCCCUCCGAACUUUGUGAGCACUGCAGAGCUCGACGUUCCAGGACACACGAUGAAAGACAGAUAUAAGACCAUCCUCCCCAAUCCUGAGAGUCGGGUGAUUCUGAGGAGCUCAGAGGACGAGGCGGGACCAGACCGCUACAUCAACGCCAACUACAUCAGGGGUUACAACGGAGCCCCGAGGACCUACAUCGCCACCCAGGGGCCGAUGGUGCACACUGUGGGGGACUUCUGGGACAUGGUGUGGCAGGAGAGGAGCAGCAUCAUCGUAAUGAUUACCAGACUCAAGGAGAACAACGAGAAAUGUGAGCUGUACUGGCCUCAGCCGAGGGACACGACGAGGACGAGUGUGAAGAGGGAGGAUGAAGAUGAGGAGGACCAGAGGGAAGAGGACGAAGAGGAUGGGAAGACGAGUCGAUUCGGUAGAUUCGUCCUCAGAGUGAGAGACAGCCAAGAGAAGGAUGGGUUCACGAUCACCGACAUGGAGAUCCAGGUAUGUUCGGAGUGUCGUCCUGUCAGACACUACUGGUUCACCUCUUGGCCCGACCACCACAUCCCACAAUGCACCACUCCUGUGCUGGGGCUGGUGGAGGAGGUGGAGUCGUACAGCAGGUCCCUCCUACUGUCCGACUCCCAACCAAUCACAGACUCCGUCCCCGGCCCUGGACCAAUCAUCGUCCACUGCAGUGCAGGUAUCGGCAGGACGGGUUGUUUCAUAGCGAGCAGCAUCAGUUGUCAGCAGCUCAGAGAAACUGGUCAGGUUGACGUCCUGGAGACAGUUUGUCAGCUUCGACUCGACAGGGGGGGGAUGAUCCAAACCACAGAGCAGUACCAGUUCCUGUACUACACUCUGGCCCAGUACAGCUCCAAGCUGCAGCACGACCAGGAGCAGAAUCAGAACCAGCAGAAGCCAGAGGAGGGCGUCAGCAUACAGCUACACAACCUCCACCUGGACAACACACAAAACCAGAGGGACUGAUGCCACACAGAACCUCUACGCUCCUGAUGGAACCCAGGAGACCUCGGAACCAAACUCAUGGAAACAAGACACAAACACCAGCAGCAGAAUCCAAAGACCUGAGGCCGUUAAGGAUCGAGAGUUAAAGAACCAGCAGAAUCACAGGAAACAAACAGGAACUGAGACUGAACAUCAAGAGAACCCGAAGAACUCAUUCAGAACCGAGAACGACAGAACUGAACCGAGAAGCUCGAACUAAAGGAACCAAGUUGAAAAAAAAACACAAAAUGUCCUUUACAGUGUUUAUAUGAAAUCAAAUAAAAUAUAAAUUUAUGAUCUUUGA
This is a messenger RNA of Hippoglossus stenolepis (Pacific halibut), 1906 nucleotides long. RefSeq names its product tyrosine-protein phosphatase non-receptor type 7. Gene Ontology annotation, biological process: protein dephosphorylation. Lineage: Eukaryota; Metazoa; Chordata; Actinopteri; Pleuronectiformes; Pleuronectidae. Gene Ontology annotation, molecular function: protein tyrosine phosphatase activity. Bases 322 to 1584 code for a protein of 420 amino acids. The record is from RefSeq and is a predicted model, not a curated record. The transcript has 12 exons.